GUCUGUUUAAGAUGCGGCUGCCACUCGUAGGAAUUACACACGCAAGCCCGCGCACGCGCACGCGCAGAACAUCGUUUAGCAAUGAGUGCUGCGAAAGCGGUGGUUGUCAUCUCCGGGAACAACAGCAUUAGAGGCUCUGUCCAGUUCAUCCAGGAACCCAACGGCGCAACCCAUGUGAAAGGGAGGAUUACAGGGCUCUCACCAGGCUUCCACGGCUUCCAUAUCCACGCCUUUGGCGAUACCACCAAUGGUUGCAACUCCACUGGCCCUCAUUUCAACCCCCUGAAGAAGGAUCAUGGAGCUCCUACUGAUAAAGAGCGCCACGCUGGUGAUUUGGGUAACAUUUUUGCAGGCCCAGAUGGAGUUGCUGAGGUUUCCAUUACAGACAAGCAGAUUCUGCUCACUGGACCUCAUUCUAUACUUGGGAGGGCAGUUGUUGUGCAUGCUGAUCCUGAUGAUCUUGGUAGAGGUGGACAUGAACUCAGCAAGACUACUGGAAAUGCUGGUGCAAGAGUUGGAUGUGGUAUCAUUGGGCUUCACUCGUCUGUUUAGGCUCGAUUGCUCGUGGAUAAUUGAUAGGUUCAUAAAAGAUACAUACAUGCAAUGCGUAACCAUGUUGACAAAUACCAUAACAGCGCUUGUUAUGUACAUGAUAAUGAAGCAGAAAUAAAUUUCAAACUUUUUUCUCCUGUCUGUGCAAAUUUGGGAUUGGCAGGCAUGGUCAUCUAGAUUUAUAGUUUGUACUCUGGAAACACCAAACUUUUAUCAUUUCAACAUUUGAUCUGGCUCUGAUACCUUGAUAGUGUUAAUUGUAUGACCACCAAUGCUUGAUCUCAA
Alnus glutinosa is the source of this 837-nucleotide messenger RNA. RefSeq names its product superoxide dismutase [Cu-Zn] 2. Gene Ontology annotation, molecular function: superoxide dismutase activity; copper ion binding. The record is from RefSeq and is a predicted model, not a curated record. The transcript has 7 exons. Gene Ontology annotation, biological process: removal of superoxide radicals. Lineage: Eukaryota; Viridiplantae; Streptophyta; Magnoliopsida; Fagales; Betulaceae. Bases 82 to 552 code for a protein of 156 amino acids.